Messenger RNA from Linepithema humile (Argentine ant), 3101 nucleotides. It is a transcript of the gene ClC-c, whose product is annotated as chloride channel protein 3. Gene Ontology annotation, biological process: chloride transport; transmembrane transport. NCBI's taxonomy places the organism in Eukaryota, Metazoa, Arthropoda, Insecta, Hymenoptera, Formicidae. Gene Ontology annotation, cellular component: synaptic vesicle; early endosome; plasma membrane. Gene Ontology annotation, molecular function: voltage-gated chloride channel activity. The record is from RefSeq and is a predicted model, not a curated record.
GUCACAGUCUCAGUUGGUUUCUGAACGGCAUUUGGGUGGUCGGGUGCUCUCCGGUAUAGUUUCUGAACGCAAUCAGGCGAGCGAUGUAAGGCAUUUAUUGGUGUGUACGUGAUAGGUGAAGGUGCAGUGCAAUUCGAUGAAGUCGUAUUAUCGUGCAAACUGUCAAAUUGAUCUGAUAUAAUAAAAUCCGGAACAUGCCAUUGUAAUCAAUAUAUAGAUAAAACACGAGGACGCAUUCCAUUAAAAAUGAUUAUCAUGAUGCCAUGGAGAAGUUUCCACUGAAGGGUACAGCGUCUUUAAAUUCUCCAAUUACUCACUCAAAUGCAAAUGCUGUUACAACAUAUCAUUCGGUUGAUGCAAAGAACAUAAAAUAUGGUGACACCAGUAAUACAGAAGAUGUACGAUUACGCACUGGCACUAUAAGACGUGAGACAAAUUUAAGUAGCGACGACGACAUGUUGGAUAUCAAUCACCACACAUCUCAUCACUCGGAUAACGUGUUAUCAGAUUGUGUUCGCAUUGAUGAUGCAUCUUCCCAUAUUUCAGUUGAUUCCGAUGAUAUACCCGGCAUUGGGCAGUAUGAUGACUUUCAUACCAUCGAUUGGCAGCGUGAUAUCGCACGAGAUCGAAUGCGACAUCGUUAUAUCGUGAAGAAGAAGCACGAUUCUAUUUGGGGUCUGAUAAAAGGAGCUCACGACGCGUGGUCCGGAUGGCUAUGCGUUUUACUAGUCGGACUUUUCACGGGAGUGGCAGCUGGUGUUAUAGAUAUUGGCGCUUCCUGGAUGACAGAUCUGAAAUUUGGCAUCUGUCCACAAGCUUUCUGGCUAAAUAAAGAGCAGUGUUGUUGGAGUUAUAAUGAAACUACGUUUGACGGUGGAAAUUGUUCACAGUGGUGGACGUGGCCCGAAGUAUUCAAUCAAUCAAAAGAGGGUGCAGGGCCUUACACUAUUUCAUACUUAUUUUAUACAGCAUGGGCCCUUCUGUUUGCAGCACUCUCUGCGUCUCUAGUGAGAAUGUUUGCACCCUAUGCAUGUGGCUCUGGUAUACCUGAGAUAAAAACUAUUUUGAGUGGUUUUAUUAUCCGUGGAUAUCUCGGUAAAUGGACGCUGAUCAUCAAGUCAGUAGGUCUGAUUCUUUCUGUAUCAGCAGGCUUAAGCUUGGGAAAGGAAGGUCCCAUGGUCCACAUUGCAUGUUGUAUAGGAAAUAUAUUUUCUUAUCUAUUCCCGAAGUAUGGUAGAAAUGAAGCGAAAAAGAGAGAAAUCUUAUCUGCAGCUGCCGCGGCAGGAGUUUCUGUUGCUUUUGGAGCUCCGAUUGGUGGCGUUCUAUUCAGCUUAGAAGAGGUCAGCUAUUAUUUUCCAUUGAAGACUUUAUGGCGAUCGUUUUUCUGCGCUUUAAUAGCUGCUUUCGUGCUACGUUCCAUAAAUCCAUUUGGAAAUGAACAUUCAGUAUUGUUUUAUGUAGAGUAUAAUAAACCUUGGAUAUUCUUUGAACUAAUUCCUUUUGUAAUGCUCGGUAUAAUUGGAGGAGUAAUAGCGACAUUGUUUAUCAAAGCAAAUUUGUUCUGGUGCCGAUAUCGUAAAACUUCAAAAUUAGGACAAUAUCCCGUCACUGAGGUGUUAAUCGUAACAGUGGUAACAGCGGUAAUAGGAUAUCCCAAUCCGUACACAAGGAUGAAUACCAGUCAACUCAUUUACUUGUUGUUUAGUCAGUGCGGCGUAUCAAACGCGGAUAUGUUAUGCGAUUACAAUAGGAACUUCACCGCCGUAAAAUCUGCGAUUGAAAUCGCCGCGGCUGGCCCAGGAGUCUACAAAGCGAUAUGGCUGCUCGUACUGGCGCUGAUAUUGAAACUCAUUAUGACGAUAUUCACGUUUGGCAUGAAAGUGCCAUGCGGUUUGUUUAUUCCGUCCCUGUGUCUGGGAGCGAUAAUGGGUCGUAUCGUGGGUAUAGGCAUGGAACAGCUUGCUUAUAAUUAUCCACACAUAUGGAUGUUCAGCGAGGAGUGUUCGAUGGGUGUGGACUGUAUAACGCCUGGGCUGUACGCGAUGGUCGGAGCCGCCGCUGUUCUCGGUGGCGUGACGAGAAUGACGGUCUCGUUAGUCGUCAUUAUGUUUGAGUUGACGGGCGGCGUGCGGUACAUUGUACCUCUAAUGGCCGCGGCCAUGGCGAGCAAAUGGGUCGGCGAUGCGCUUGGAAAACAAGGCAUUUACGACGCCCAUAUUGGUCUAAAUGGAUACCCGUUUCUGGACAGCAAAGAUGAAUUUCAGCAUACAACUCUGGCGGCGGAUGUCAUGCAACCUAAGCGGAACGAGGCUCUUCACGUUCUUACUCAAGAUUCAAUGACGGUCGAGGACGUGGAGAAUUUGCUUAAAGAAACGGAGCAUAACGGUUUUCCUGUUAUAGUUUCUAAGGAAUCUCAGUAUCUCGUUGGUUUUGUUUUACGGCGAGAUCUUAAUCUUGCCAUCGCCAAUGCCAAGAGAAUGAUCGAGGAUAUUAGCAGGCAAUCAUUAGUCAUAUUUACAAACGGAAAUAACAUCCAAAGCCAUUCGCCUCCACCUUUGAAGUUGAAGAAAAUCUUAGAUAUGGCCCCCAUCACCAUCACAGAUCAAACUCCUAUGGAAACUGUAGUUGAUAUGUUUAGGAAAUUAGGAUUACGCCAAACUCUCGUUACACAUAACGGACGACUUCUAGGAGUGAUUACGAAGAAAGAUGUUUUGAGGCAUGUGAAGCAGCUCGAUAACGAGGAUCCAAAUUCCGUUUUAUUUAAUUAAACAAUGCCGCUGCGACAGCCAAUUUGAGAGACGCUUAAUUCAAUGCAUAAUAAUAACGAUAUAUACAGAAAUAAUUUAUAUAAAUUCAAUUAAAAUUAUGUAUUUUUGCCUUCUCCGUCAAUCUAUCUGCACACUUAAAUUAUUACACUGUAUGUAAGUAGAAAGAAGAAUAUAAGCGUGCAAUAGACUUAGACUAUUAAAUUUGUAUAAUUUUUGUUUGAACAAAAUAGGAAUCUUAAAAUUUUAUUAAUCCUGAUCGUACUCCGAUUAGAGCUGAAUUUUAUUUUCUGUAUUGUCGAUAAAUGAUUACUACAUUGACAAUUGGUGUUAUAC